Molecule: messenger RNA, 4304 nt
Organism: Pelobates fuscus (common spadefoot toad)
Lineage: Eukaryota; Metazoa; Chordata; Amphibia; Anura; Pelobatidae
Gene: PDE7A
Product: phosphodiesterase 7A
Exons: 13
Coding region: 1005-2423 (472 amino acids)
Molecular function (GO): 3',5'-cyclic-AMP phosphodiesterase activity
Source: RefSeq, a predicted model, not a curated record
AACAUCCUGUGUUGGAUAGCGAGUGGGCGGAGCCUGAGACCCAGUCUGACGGUCAGUGAGUGUGGCACAGCCGGCAGCCCGGCCUGGUUACCAGUAUCACAGUCCGUGCGGAGGGAGGCAGGCCUGCAGCCCGGAGCCGGGGGGAGAUGUGGCGCCUGUGACCCCCGCCGAGCACGGGAAGAUGGGAGAGGAGAGCCCGCAGAGACGGAGGAGAAGCCGCAGUCUGCCGAAGCACACUCCAGACCAGUGCCAGCCCCGGGCUGCUCCAGCUGCACGGCCAGGGAGCCCGGGCACUGCGAACACCGGCCCUGCAUGGCCACCAAGCGCCCACUGAGGAGCCGUCACCACAGCAACACCCAGGAGCCCGCUUUGUUCUGUGCCCUGGCUGGGAGACUGCCUGUGCCCCCACCCCUCAGUGCUGCAGGAGGACUCCCUGCUCUGCAUAAAGGGAAACCACAGGGGCAUCUGUCCUGAUCUCAUUCAUUAUUUACUGGCUGGAUUAUUUUGGCAAAACAAACCCUGAUCACACCCCUCUCACUCCAAAAAAAUAGAGCCCCAUCAGCUCUUGCUGUGUUAUCCAUCCCCAUUCUGCAGUGCCAUCUCCUUGCUGACAUCUCCAGGAUCUGUUCAUCCCCUGCUUCUACAUCUAGUGUCCUUUUAUAACAUUACACUGUGUGUGUGUGUGUCUGCAUAUUCUCUCUCUCUCUCUCUCUCUCUAUCUCUAUAUUUAUAGUCAAAAAACAAUUGCAAGGUAUAUAUAUAUAUAUUUUUUAAUUCCCCCCCUCCCCCCCAAGAUGACUCCUUUAUUCAUUAGAAAUGUCUCUGGCUCUCUGAUUGCUUUCUGAUUGCACCCCUCUUUUGAAAUCACCAUCUUUUUUUGAUGUACAGGUGCACACCAGUGUGCCAUUUCCCCCAGUUAUUUUGUUUUCAGCCCACCUCCUCCUAUUCCUCCUCUUCCUCUUCCCUGUGUUUUUUGGUGGGUUGCCCCACUGAGGCAGUGUUCAAUGGAAGUAUGUUACCAGUUGCCGGUGCUGCCCUUGGACAGGCCGGUACCCAAGCACGUCCUGAGCCGCAGAGGCGCCAUCAGUUUCAGUUCCAGUUCUGCUCUUUUUGGAUGCCCUAACCCUAGGCAACUUUCUCAGAGACGUGGAGCGAUUUCAUAUGACAGCUCUGACCAAACAGCUUUAUAUAUUCGUAUGCUAGGAGAUGUCCGGGUAAGAAGUCGAGCUGGAUUUGAAACUGAACGUCGAGGCUCUCAUCCAUACAUUGACUUUCGUAUUUUGCACUCACAUUCAGAAAUUGAGAUAUCUUUGUCUGCAAGAAACAUUCGGAGGUUGCUAAGUUUCCAACGGUACCUAAGAUCCUCUCGUUUCUUCCGUGGUGUCAAUGCACAGAAUUCCUUAUACAUUUUAGAUGAUGGUUAUAACGGACAAGCUAAGUGCAUGUUGGAAAAAGUCGGAAACUGGAAUUUCGAUAUAUUUCUUUUUGAUAGAUUAACAAACGGAAAUAGUCUUGUCUCAUUAACGUUUCAUCUCUUGAGCCAAAAUGGACUAAUAGAUCACUUCCAGUUGGAUAUGGUGAAGCUUCGGAGGUUUCUAGUUAUGGUUCAAGAAGAUUAUCAUAGUCAAAAUCCAUAUCACAAUGCAGUCCACGCUGCUGAUGUGACUCAGGCCAUGUACUGUUAUUUAAAAGAACCUAAGCUUGCCAAGUCUUUUACUCCAUGGGAUGUCCUACUGGGUGUGAUUGCAGCUGCAACUCAUGAUUUGGAUCAUCCUGGUGUAAAUCAGUCUUUUCUAAUAAAAACAAACCACUACUUAGCAACUUUAUACAAGAAUACCUCAGUAUUAGAAAACCACCACUGGAGGUCAGCAGUGGGUUUGUUGCGAGAAUCGGGUUUGUUCGCACAUCUGUCUGCAGAAGACAGACAACGCAUGGAAAGCCAGUUAGGCUCCAUCAUUCUUGCUACAGACAUCAGUCGACAAAAUGAAUACCUUUCUCAGUUCAGAACCCAUCUGGAUAAAGGAGAGUUAUGUCUUGAAAAUAGUGCCCACAGACACUUCAUACUACAGAUGGCAUUGAAAUGUGCGGAUAUCUGUAACCCAUGCCGAACCUGGGAGCUGAGUAAGCAGUGGAGUGAAAAAGUAACAGAGGAAUUCUUCUAUCAGGGAGAUGUUGAAAGAAAAUGUAACCUGGAUCUGAGUCCUCUGUGUGAUCGACUUACAUCAAACAUUGCCAAUAUUCAGAUUGGUUUUAUCACAUACUUGGUGGAGCCAUUAUUUGUGGAGUGGGCCCGGUUCAGCAAUACCAGGCUGUCACAGACAAUGCUGGGUCACGUCGGACUCAACAAAGCCAGUUGGAAGGGAAUGCUUCAGGAGCGGUCAAGCAGCGAGGAAGCUGAUCCUGCAUUUGACGAUACAGACUGAUACACUUACCUCAGGAAGAUUGCUCACCACGAACCUAUAAACAGCUUAACAACUGUUUGGGCUUUUUUGGGGGGCAGGUGUUAUCGUAGUGACUGGAAAGAAAACAUCUUGGUGAGAGAGGAAUUAAUCCUGAUUGCCAAGGUUUCAAGUAAAAACUAAUGCCAGCAUUAUUUAUUCCAUAGUUUUCCUUUAACGUUUUUUCUUUUUUUACACUUUUCUUUUCUUCUGUUAAAGAGCGUAAUCAAGACCUGAAACAUAGAGCAAUAUGCACAUACCUCAGUUGGCUUUUGUAUGAAAGCUUCAAUAUGCAAAGCACAGCAAUGACUGAUCAAAAACUGCAGGAAGUUUCUUCUUUAUGUGCCACAGGUUCUUUGACUUUUUUUUUUUUUUUUUCGUUUUUAAAACCUAGACGUUAAAGGAAUAACUUUUUCUUAAUACCAAUAAUAAAAAGGUACAAAAAAAAAAAAAAAAAAACUUGAAUUCUUUCAGCAGCUGGCUGGAAUUUGCCAGAAUAUAACAAGUGACGUUGAACCUUCCACUUUGUGCUAAAUUCUUGUCUGGAAAUGUGAAGUGCCCACUGCUUUGCUGCCUCGGCAAGACAUGCUGUUUACAAAUACACUGAAAAUACUGAUUGAAACUUGCCUUGAAGCAUGGUCGUGAUGGAACCACUAACCGGAUUCUACUUUUUUAUGGUUUAUUUAAGAGAACAAAUUUUGAACUGCAUUUCUCCCUUCACCUAACAGACUCUUUGAAUGCCACUGAAUCCGAUCUAUUCCCAUUUGCAAUAUUUCUGCUAGUGCACAGCCAGGCUUCAAUGCAGAGACGGGUGGAUAUGCAGCAGCUAUUUUUUUCUUCUUUAUUUAGUUGUUGUUUUGUUUUUUUGUUCUUGUUUCUUUUAAAUUUUGUAGAGUGCAAGGACCUUAUCCUGGCAUUUAUUUUCUUCCUUUUGCAAAGCUGCAUUGAAUGCGUAGCAUGCUGUGUUUUGGAUGUUGUGAAUUUAUUUUCCUCUUUUUCUUUUUCACUACUGAUCACUUGAACUGCACGUUUUUAAGGUGGACUUAAUGUAAAACACCAUAAUCAGCUCAGGGUAUUUGCUAAUCUGAAAUAAAGAGGGAAGGGAAAUGUCAUUUGGACAAGGGUACAAAUGCCUUUUUUGCUGCAGUAUGCCUGUGUGUUGGAGUGCAGAGAUGGCGUGUGUGUGUGUGUGUGUGUGUGUGUGUGUGUGUGUGUGCAUGCAUGUAGGAGUGGUUGUGUGUAUAGAUACAGGCUUUUUGGUCUGCUGCCUUCCAACUUCUCUUGGAUUUUGAGCAUUAUCUGGUGGCCUCCUUACGGAACAUCUGAGAAUGCUUAGUCCAGCAAUAGUUACCAGACAGCAGACUUAAAGCCUCAGGUAUUAUUCAUUGGUUUCAAACAUCUAGUGGAUGAGUGUAUUUUAACAAAUUGCUACAAAUGCCUUAAUCUAUGCACAAAGCUAAGUGACCAAACCUGUUUUGUUUUUAUUUUAUUUUUAAGUGCAUUUCAGUUUUGUUUUUUUGUUCACUUUAUUUUACCCUUUAUGUGAAAUAACACAAAUUUGUGAGGUUUUUUUUUUUUUGUUGUAUGAUCAAUUAUUUUUAGGACCAAUUGCAAGACUAAUUUUAAACUUAAAACAUUCCAUUAUUUUGUAAUUUUGUUUUAAGUAUAGUGAGCACAACUGUUAUCUAGAUCAGAAACUGGUUCUUUUUAGUUAAUUUGUAUUUUUCCUUGGUAUUGCUGUUAAAGACUGUUUUAUCUGUUUACAAUUUGUUGCAACAGACAUUUUUUGGGGAAAAGGCUUCGAUGGAAAGCCAUUUGUUUACGGCUUUGCCAUACUCAUUUUAAUACGUGCCUGUUGCUGUUCGA